Theileria equi strain WA is the source of this 2364-nucleotide messenger RNA. RefSeq lists its product as hypothetical. Lineage: Eukaryota; Apicomplexa; Aconoidasida; Piroplasmida; Theileriidae. The transcript has a single exon. The coding region runs from base 1 to 2364 and encodes 787 amino acids. The record is from RefSeq and is a predicted model, not a curated record.
AUGAGGCUUCUUGUAACUCUAUGCACAAUCUGCAUAGUGUUACUGUCCAACUGUGGAGGUGGUGGAAACCCAGGUUCCCAGGGUCGAGCGGUGGCCAGAGCUGUUCCCAGCACACCAAACCCACAGGUCUCUCCGCAGAGUCCACUAAGGACAAGUGGAGAGGCCAAACUAACGGAAGGUUACCGGAAUCCUUCUACAUCUGGUCGACCUAUUCCACAAGGACGAGCUGCUAAACCUGGUACACAGGCUCCUCAGAAGCAACCACAGACAAAUGGACAGUCAGCAGCUCAACCUGCUCAACAGGGAGUUUCUCAGCAAAAACUUCCACAAGAGCCAGCCGCUAAAGCUGUUCAGGAAGCACCAAAACCUGCAGCUGUUUCGCAGGCCAAGGCGGUAGUCACAACUACUCCUGGCACACCGGGUCCACAAAAUCCACAUACAAACAAAGUAGAGGCACCUAUUAAGGGUGGCCAACUCACUCCUGUUGCUAUAAAUGGGCUUGACACAGUCCAAGAUAAUUCUACUGAAUCCAAAGACGGCCACCUCGAUUUAGCCAAUGCAGAUCCUUCAAAGGUACUUGUGGACAAGAUAGAGGAGGGAGAUGUCAUACACUACAUGUACCAUCCCAACGGAGCUACAAGGAUUCUCUCUGUAAAAUUUGGUCAAACUACUCUUUGGAAAGCAGGUAAUACUAAUAGGCUACUGCGUGUCCACGCAUAUAAGAAACGUGGCUCUUCCUUCCUCGUCCAUCUCUAUGUUAAACGUGAAAGCAUGGAGGCUCACAGAUACUUUGAAAAAGACAACGACCAGUGGACUGAACUGAGAAUAGACGAUUUUAUACCAAAGUAUGAAAAAUUGGUACUGUCAAGACCAGCUGGACUGACGGAUCCUAAUAAUCUAAGGAAGGUUUCUGGUCACCUGCAUGACUAUCUAAGAGUUUUUGAUAUAGAAAAUCCUGAUGGGUCACUCUGUAAAACAUUCAAAUGUAUUAUGGACAAUGUUGAGACACUGUUGGUAUCACCGUUUUUGGGAUUAAAGGAGAUAAAGUGCGGUUCUACCAGUUUAUGGAAAGCUGAAAACGAUGAAGAAUGCGGUUUUCUGAAGAUACACUAUGUAUAUGGCGUUCCCACUAUGAUUCAUUUAACUGGGGAACGUGGCCCUCAUGUUAUUGGUUACGCAGUAAAAAAGGAUAAAAGUGAUGACAGUAAAUGGAAGGGUGUUAUUAACUAUGACACGGAACUUAAAGAAUUAAUUACAGAUUUUUCAGAUAAUAUUACUGGAUUUGUAUUGGACCUUGAAGAUAUACAAAAUACAGAGGAAUCUUCUGUUCUUAAACUCAGUCUCUUUGGAAUGCCUACGUUGGUAUUUAUUCCAAAACCAAGAUUCUACACAACCAGAAUUACUUAUGGUGAUAUACAACUUUAUGUAUCUGACCAGGGUAAGAUUGAAAGGGUUAAUGUUGCUUAUGUAACUCGCUACAGCUCGAGUAUUUCUCUGAUGUUCAUAGUUAUUUCAGAUAAGGAUUGUGCUUCCGUACAGUUUCGCCUAAAAGAAGGCGAUAUGUUUUACAUUAUAAGCGAGAGAAGAUAUUUUCAACUAUUAGAAAGUAUGAAAAAUAGGAAGAUUGACUACAAUUACCAUACUUAUGAUAUGUCAUCACCUGACUCAGGAUUCCAAGCUGUGGACUCCUCUGUGGGUAGCAUACCAGCAAAGUUACAUGUUCCUGGUCCCUCAACUUGCGUAAACAAACUCGCACUAGAUGACGAUGUGAUUUGGAUGGCUUAUGUUGGUGGCGAAGUUUGUGCCUUUGCAAUAACAUACCUUAAAAAAGGGAACCCUUACAUUUUACAUAUAAUGAGGGUCAACCAUACUGGACAAGAAGAGAUAUAUUACGUAAAAGGAGAUAAUGGAUGGGAGGAAUGCAAAAAACCUAAUAAAAUUCUGGCUGGUCAUAAAACAUCUGGAAACCCUAUAAGUUUUGAGCUAGACCUGUCUUCACAGAAAGAUGAUGAUAAUUUACAAGUAGUUGAUAUGAGAGCUUCCGUAAUUCCAUUGAUUCUUUUUAUUCCAAAGGCCAACCGUGUUGCAACUUCUAUUAAAUAUGGUAAAGAAGUGGUAAUUGGAAGUGUAGAUAAGAAGAAAAGGGUUGCUUUUGCUGUACUUUAUUUCAAGGAAAAGAAGCCAUUCCUCCUGUACAUACUUCUUAGAGACUCUUCUUGUAAGCCAGAAAAAAAGUACUAUUAUAGAGAUGACAACAAGUGGAAGUCUGUAACGUGGAAUUUCCGGUGGAGGGUAUGGACUAUACGGAGUACGAUUAAGGAGAACUUUAACAAAAAAUUGGGUACAAUUGCAGCUUUUGAGUAA